UUGAAUCCGGAUCUAGCGCCUUCGAUUCACCCCCUUCAAAACCCUAUCUUUUGCUUUCUCUCUCUUCGCCUCACUUUUUCGAAUUCGAAUUCGAAUUCGGACGCAAACACCAUCGCAAUGAGGAAAGGUGCUAAGAGAAAGACCAAGCACACCGAUGAUUCCCAACCUGAUUCCCAACCUGUUGCUUCGUCUCAAGAAAACGAAAACAAAAUCACCAAACCUAAAGCUAAACGCCUUAAAACCUCUAAACCCCAUUCUGAACCUGAAUACUUCGAAGAUAAGCGUAACUUGGAAGAUUUGUGGCUCGAAACAUUCCCUGUUGGAACUGAGUGGGACCAAUUGGAUGCUGUGUAUCAAAUCAAGUGGAAUUUCUCUAACCUAGAAAAUGCAUUUGAAGAGGGUGGCUUGUUGUAUGGAAAGAAGGUUUACCUCUUUGGUUGCACCGAGCCUCAACUGGUCAUGCAUAAAGGGGAAAACAAAGUUGUCUGCAUACCUGUUGUUGUCGCGGUUGUAUCACCUUUUCCACCGUCUGAUAAAAUUGGGAUUAACUCAGUUCAGAGAGAGGCUGAAGAGAUAAUUCCUAUGAAGCAAAUGAAAAUGGACUGGGUUCCGUACAUUCCUCUGGAGCAACGAGAUAGCCAAGUUGAUAGAUUGAAGUCUCAAAUAUUCAUCUUGCGUUGCACCCAAAGAAGGUCUGCUUUGAAACACCUGAAAUUGGAUCGAUUAAAGAAAUAUGAGUACUGCUUGCCCUAUUUCUAUCAGCCAUUUAAGGAAGAUGAAUUUGAACAAAGCACCGAGGUUCCGAUAAUAUAUCCAGUUGAGCCAAAGCCGGUCUUCUGUGAAUUUGAUUGGGAAUUAGAUGAACUUGAGGAGUUUACUGAUAAACUUAUUGAGGCGGAAGAGUUGGCAGAAGAACAAAAAGAUGCCUUCAAGGAAUUUGUCAGGGAAAAGGUUCGGGAAGCAAAGAAAGCCAAUAGAGAGGCAAGGGAAGCGCGGAAAAAAGCCAUUGCUGAAAUGAGUGCAGAAACUAAAGCUGCAUUUGAUACAAUGAGAUUUUAUAAGUUCUACCCCGUUCAAUCUCCAGAUGCGCCUGAUGUGUCAGGUGUAAAGUCUCCAUUCAUAAACAGGUAUUACGGAAAGGCUCAUGAGGUUCUUUGAUUAAGCUCCAAGACAACAAUGGCAAUUUUCAUGGCGUUUUGCCAGUAUUGUGUUCUAUAUGAAGUUUACCAGGCAACCUCUUAGUGCUCCAUUGAAUUUUCUUUACCAAUGUAAUUGUCUAAUAGGGACGUACAACGUAAACUUGUAGUUCAGAAAUCCUAGAUAAGUGAACUAGGUGGUGAGGAUAAUUGAGACGUGUUUCUGGCUUCCAUUUUGUAGAGAAUUUCUGAGCAGCUUGAGCUGCAAUUCACAUUGCUCAUAGCUUAUCUUAGUUUCCUCAUAAAAGUAUUAUUUUUUCCUUCAAAUUAAUUUAAAUGUAUGACAGUUUUGAUUUUGAUAUCAUAAAAUAAAUUUUAGUUUCUUUUCA
Medicago truncatula (barrel medic) is the source of this 1525-nucleotide messenger RNA. Its product is annotated as protein HEAT INTOLERANT 4. The coding region runs from base 118 to 1158 and encodes 346 amino acids. The record is from RefSeq and is a predicted model, not a curated record. Gene Ontology annotation, biological process: regulation of cellular response to heat. The transcript has 14 exons. NCBI's taxonomy places the organism in Eukaryota, Viridiplantae, Streptophyta, Magnoliopsida, Fabales, Fabaceae.